AUGGCGCGAAUCUUGGCCGCAUUUUGCAGCGUGCUUGUGCUGCUGCUGGCCCUUGCGGUCUCAUGCUUGCGAGCCACGGUCAGCGUAGCUGGCGCUACCGGCGCCGGUGCUGCGUACCCAGAUCUGCUGGAUGCCGGCAUCACGCAGCUGGCAGCCGGCCUCGAGCGCGGCGACUACACCAGUGCUGACCUGGUUGCAGCGUACCUAGCGCGCAUCGAAGAGGUCAACGUUCACGGGCCCGGGUUGCGCGCAAUCAUCGAGACAAGUCCAGUAGCGAUCGACGAGGCUCGGCGCCUGGAUGAUGAGAGGGCGCAGGGGAAGACACGCAGCCCGCUGCAUGGGAUACCGAUUGUGGUGAAGGACAAUGUAGCGACGGAUUCCCGGUUGGGGAUGAACACGACGGCGGGUAGUUAUACCUUGUUGAACUCGAUCGUGCCCGGGAAUUCGCCGUCGAUCGCGACGCUGUGGAAGGCAGGGGCGGUGAUCCUGGGGAAAGCGAACAUGUCCGUGUGGGCGCAGGCGAGGGGGCUACAGAACCAAACGCAGGGUUAUAGCCCCCGGGGCGGGUUCAGCACCUCGGCGUACUGGCCCGCUGGCAACCCGUGCUCCUCAUCGUCUGGCUCAGCAGUAGCAGUUGCCGCGGGUCUCGCAGCCGCUUCCGUAGGCUCCCAGACGUCCGGGUCCAUCAUCUGCCCCGCGAACUACAACAACAUCGUCGGCUUCAAGCCCACCGUAGGCCUCAUCAGCAGAAGCGGUAUCAUUCCGAUCAGCGCGACCCAGGAUUCAGCGGGCCCGUUCGCCAAGACCGUCAGGGACGUCGCACUGCUGCUCACCGCCAUGGCGCACCACGGUCGCGACGAGGCGGAUAACGCCACCUGGACGCAGCCCGAACAUGUACAGAGGGGAAUCGACUAUGCAGCAGCCGACCAUUUCCAUACAAAGCUCGACCACCCGCUGCAGGGCCUCCGACUGGGCUAUUCGGGCGAGACGUUCUUUGCUAACGCUACCACGCAAGGGUUCGACGAAUCGGUGUCGAGUGCGUACAGGAACUCGAUCCGAGUGCUGCGUGAUUUGGGAGCAGAGAUGGUCGAAGUCACGCUGGACUGCAUCGGCGCGAACCAGACGGAUCCGGCGCAGACGGCGUUCUACAAUGCAAGCGACCCACUGCAGGACGUGCUGUUCCAGACAGAAAUGCGCUACGGUCUGGAGGCAUACAUCGCACAACUCCAACACGUCCCUUCGGCAGUAUACGAUCUUGGCGGGAUCGUCUACUUUGGCAUCGCCAACCCGUCGCUCGAGCUAGCCGGGAACCAGACCGACCAAGGCUACCUCAUCCAAGCGCUGCAAACGAGACCAAAUGCCACCGUCAACGCGUACCGAGAGCGCGGUUUCAAUCUCUCGCGUGCAGGCGGGAUCAAAGGCGCCAUGCAGCGCUACAACGUGCACGCGCUCGUCUCGCCGAGUGGUGGCAACGCACCGCUGUACCCGAUCGCCGACCGCGCGCAGUAUCCCGUGAUCGGUGUGCCCAUGGGCUUCUACGCCAACGACACCCGCGUUGGAGACGAGUUCCCCUAUUACCCUUUCCCGCGUGCCCCAACGGGGAUCAGCUUCACAAGCACCAAGUGGUCCGAGCCGCUGCUUCUGCGCAUCGCACAUGCCUACGAACAGGCGACCCUCGUUCGACAACAGAGGCAGCCCUACGCUGCUGCUCGUGCCAAGAGCCAGAUCAAGCAGCUUGUCCCACCAGGCGGCGGCGGGGAGGACAGCUCGCACCUCAGCUUCAACCAUUGA
This is a messenger RNA of Sporisorium graminicola, 1791 nucleotides long. RefSeq lists its product as uncharacterized. The coding region runs from base 1 to 1791 and encodes 596 amino acids. The transcript has a single exon. The record is from RefSeq and is a predicted model, not a curated record. Lineage: Eukaryota; Fungi; Basidiomycota; Ustilaginomycetes; Ustilaginales; Ustilaginaceae.